Molecule: messenger RNA, 737 nt
Organism: Cornus florida
Lineage: Eukaryota; Viridiplantae; Streptophyta; Magnoliopsida; Cornales; Cornaceae
Product: nuclear transcription factor Y subunit B-3-like
Exons: 1
Coding region: 42-593 (183 amino acids)
Biological process (GO): regulation of transcription by RNA polymerase II
Cellular component (GO): nucleus; CCAAT-binding factor complex
Molecular function (GO): protein heterodimerization activity; DNA-binding transcription activator activity, RNA polymerase II-specific; RNA polymerase II cis-regulatory region sequence-specific DNA binding
Source: RefSeq, a predicted model, not a curated record
UCUCUUCCUUAACCAGCUAGCUAGUACUAUUCCUAUUCUCCAUGGCCGGAAAAAGAAGCCAAACGAGCCCGGUAGGAAGCCCAUCGUACGGGAACAUCUCCGACAAAGAUCAAGACCGCUUCCUCCCCAUCGCCAACGUGAGCCGGAUCAUGAAGAAGUCCCUCCCCACGAAUGCAAAAAUAUCGAAAGAAGCCAAGGAGAGCGUCCAAGAAUGUGUGUCUGAGUUCAUAAGCUUCAUCACCGGCGAGGCAUCGGAUAAGUGUCAAAGAGAAAAGAGAAAGACCAUCAAUGGUGAUGAUCUUUUGUGGGCUAUGACAACACUAGGGUUUGAUAAUUAUAUUGGACCCUUGAAAGUUUAUCUCAACAAGUAUAGGGAGAGUGAGGGAGACAAGAUCAACUCCACAGCUGGACAAGAAGAUCUGCAGUCACCUACUAAAGAUAUUAUUGGCGCCAAUAUUCAUGGUGUUGGUGAAGAUGGGUACUAUUCUUUUGGAGAUCACCGUGGAAGGGUCAUUGGCUAUGGAGAGAAUAUGGUGGCUAAUACUUUUAAUAUGGGCAAGAUCCAAGAAAUAGGAGAUGGUGAUGGAUCAUAGGCUAAUAGGCAUGUGGCAACUCAUCUUCAUCAUGGGUUUCAGUGGUAGAGUACUUUGUUGCGUUGAACAUAAUUCCUUGAUCCAACAUAUUUGAUUAGUCAUUCACUCAACUCCUCAGUCUAAGUAGCACUCGCGGGUCUUGAA